Messenger RNA from Colletotrichum navitas, 1701 nucleotides. RefSeq lists its product as uncharacterized. Bases 1 to 1701 code for a protein of 566 amino acids. The transcript has a single exon. The record is from RefSeq and is a predicted model, not a curated record. NCBI's taxonomy places the organism in Eukaryota, Fungi, Ascomycota, Sordariomycetes, Glomerellales, Glomerellaceae.
AUGAUGUCCCCAAGGAGUUUCCUUUACUACAAUAGGCAGCCCUCGGCCUUGACCACACCUUCAUCACCCCCUCCCUUCUCAUCGUCCCUCACGCCCAAACCGACCAGCAACAGCAGCUACGACACCAGUUCCAGCUCGACUCCCGCCAAGACGACGACAACCACCCCGACCAACUCUUCUUUCAGAACGGCUCUGCCUUCUGCCCUGCCGGAUCGGAAAAAGGAUGCCCAGAACGUCUCCGUCACCGUCAAAACUAUCCUUGCUACUCCCACUGCCACCUCAGCUACCAUGGCCAAAAGGAAGGAUGCUCGUCGCGAAACGUCUAAGCUGGCGCCUUCGAGCCCUCCCCGGACAACCACCAGCGUAACCACCCGGCCGACCACGCCCACCACGCCGGUUCAGAUUCCUUCCAAGACCAAGUCGAAUACGUUUCACGCCUCUCAUCGCCAUGCUCAACGGAAGCCCCCCCGCCCAAGGGAUGUGCACUCGCCAGAUGCCGUCCCCCCUGCUAUGCUGGCUCUGCUGGCCGUCACCGACAUCCCCAGGCCCCGCCGAAGCUUGAGGCAGAGGCUGGCCAGAGACCAGGCCAUGACCCUUGAGGCUGUCAUUGAGAGACAGCAAGUGUGCGAAAAGGAGCUGAGCCUCACCUUCGGGAGCAAGAGCCCCAUGGACUUGUUGCUCUCGCCCCCCGACGACCUGACCGACGACGACAUGUCCAUCAGCGAUGGCGGUCUCGGUUCCGUUCUCUCUACUAGAACAGUGUCGAUGGAGUCGGUGCCCUCCUUGGGUGAUUCCUUCUCGACUGACACCUUAUCGUCCGUCGGCUCGCCUUACGGAUCCAGCCCGCGAAGGAAGCGGUCUCGCCAGCCCCGGCGCUCUCUGGAGCCCGUCUCGUCCCCUCCCGGUCAGCCCGAGGACCACCCGUUGUCUCGCGACCGGACCGACAUGGACGAUGUCGACUUCGGAGUCUUUGACGAAUCCCAGGACGAGGAAGACACCAAGUCGGAGUUCUCCUUUUCCGACUACUCGUUCCCUCUCCGCCCCCUCAAGUCGGCCUUCAAGUCCAACCUGACUGCAUCACUGCGCGCACUGCGCUCGGCUGCGCGGUCCAUUUCGGCCAUCAACUUCUCGUCGAUUCCGCCCGACGACUUCCUCACCAGGUCCAUUCUCACAAUCGACCCCAAGGUGCCGUACACGGAUGAGCGCCGACCGCCGGUACUGGAAGAGGAGCCGUCUGCCGCAUUGCGUCGAUACCUGAACCCCACGACCAACGCUCGGAUUGAGCCCCACUCGACCACGGCCACGCCUGCCGGAACGCGAAGCUUUACUGCCUCGAUCCAGAUGCAGACGUACAAGGUACAGCGAAGCCGCAGCGCACCGCCCACAUCAGCCCGGGGCCCCUCUCCGACGACAUCGGCGGGCAUGACUCAGUCAACACCUUAUCAGCCACCAGCCCAAACUCCAAACCAGACAGCAUUUACGUAUCCCCCUGGAGGCAUGCGGCAGCGGGAGAUGCGGGAGAACUCGGACUUUAUUCGCAUCGCCGUCAUGGAGAUGGCCAUGCGGAAGCAGGGCAAGCUCGACGACCAACGACCGGGCCGCGCCCGCUGGGCUUUGCCCCCACGAAAAGGCAGCGUACGGGCUUACGAAGUCGGCCCCGACGGCGUCCCGGCGCGCUGGAUCCCGGUGUCUCAGUCGUGA